UGCUAAUUUCCCUAGCAAAUAAGCCAGCAGCUGCUGGUCCAUGAACCAACUUGCCACUGAGAUCAGGGCGCGGUGUGCAUGGGACAGGAUGCUUUCAUGGAGCUCCUCAGCAGCAUGGUUGGGACCUUUCUUUGCAAAAUAUACCUUCUUCUUAUAGGUACUUGUUUGGGGCUGAAGGUAACCGUGCCAUCACACACCGUCCAUGGCAUCAGGGGACAGGCCCUCUACCUCCCUGUGCACUAUGGCUUCCACACUCCGGCAUCUGACAUCCAGAUCAUAUGGCUGUUUGAAAGAUCCCAUACGAUGCCCAAAUACUUGCUAGGCUCUGUAAAUAAAUCUGUGGUUCCUGACCUGGAAUAUCAGCACAAGUUCACCAUGAUGCCACCCAACGCAUCUCUGCUCAUCAACCCACUGCAGUUCGCCGAUGAGGGCAACUACAUUGUGAAGGUCAACAUCAAGGGAAACGGAACUCUGUCCUCAAGUCAGAAGAUACAAGUCACUGUUGACGAUCCUGUGACGAAGCCGGUGGCUCAGUACCAUCCUGCUUCUGGGGCUGUGGAGUACGUGGGCAACAUUACAUUGUCCUGCCACGUGGAAGGAGGUACCAGGCUAGUCUACCAGUGGAGAAAAAACGGGAAGCCGAUUUGCAUCAGCUCCAGCCACUCGCUUUCUCCCCAAAACGACACCCUUUGGAUUGUUCCAGUGACAAAGGAGGACACCGGGAACUACAGCUGCUUCGUCUCCAACCCUGUCAGUGAGAUGGAAAGUGAUAUUGUUGUGCCCACCAUUUACUAUGGACCUUAUGGACUUCAGGUUAAUUCUGAUAAAGGGCUAAAAGUGGGAGAAGUGUUCACUGUUGACCUGGGAGAGGCUGUCCUGUUUGACUGUUCCGCUGAUUCGUAUCCCCCCAACACCUACUCCUGGAUCCGACGAUCUGACAACACAACACACGUCAUCAAGCAUGGGCCUCGUCUGGAAGUUGCAUCUGAGAAAGUGGCCCAGAUGACAACUGACUAUGUGUGCUGUGCUUACAACAACAUAACGGGAAAACAAGAUGAAACUCGGUUUACCAUCAUCAUCACUUCCGUAGGACUGGAGAAGCUUGCACAAAAAGGAAAAUCGCUGUCCCCAUUAGCAAGUAUAACUGGAAUAUCACUGUUUUUGAUUAUAUCUAUGUGUCUUCUUUUUCUGUGGAAAAAAUAUCAACCUUACAAAGCUAUAAGACAGAAGCUAGAAGGCAGACCAGAGUCAGAAUACAGAAAAGCUCAAACGUUUUCAGGCCAUGAAGAUGCUCUGGGUGACUUCGGAAUAUACGAAUUUGUGACUUUUCCAGAUGCGUCUGGUGUUGCCAGGAUGCCAAGUAGGUCUGCCGCAGCCUCUGAUGGUGUAACAGGGCCAGAUCUUCACGGAACCAUCUAUGAAGUUAUUCAGCACAUCCCUGCGCAGCAAGACAAUGCAGAGUAA
This is a messenger RNA of Acomys russatus (golden spiny mouse), 1464 nucleotides long. It is a transcript of the gene Hepacam2, whose product is annotated as HEPACAM family member 2. NCBI's taxonomy places the organism in Eukaryota, Metazoa, Chordata, Mammalia, Rodentia, Muridae. The coding region runs from base 79 to 1464 and encodes 461 amino acids. The transcript is spliced from 9 exons. The record is from RefSeq and is a predicted model, not a curated record.